CUGGGUGCCCGGCAGAGGGUCUCAGUCUAACGAGGCGAAAGAGGAUGCUAAGCCGGCUGCAGGAGCUCCGCAAGGAGGAGGAAACGCUACUGCGUCUAAAGGCGGCCCUACACGACCAACUGAACCGCCUCAAGGUGGAAGAACUGGCCCUCCAAUCCAUGAUAAGUUCUCGAAGAGGGACCGAGACACUCUCUUCUCAGCCGGCACCUGAACAGCUGUGUGAUAUGGCAGUGAAUGUAGACAAUGAAGCGUCCAUCAACCAAACCACACUGAAGCUGAGCACAAGGAGCCCUAUGGAGGAAGAGGAGGAGGAGGAAGAGGAAGAAGAAUCUGAUUCCUAAAAGGGAACAAGAGCUAGGAUGAGAUGCACGUCUGAACAGAGACAAGCAUGGGAGAGGCCUGAAAGCAACAUGGCAUGCCGCUGGGCAGAGGAAUUCCUCUGUGCUGUUUCCCAAAGGUUCAGAUGCUAGCGG
Molecule: messenger RNA, 473 nt
Organism: Peromyscus californicus insignis
Lineage: Eukaryota; Metazoa; Chordata; Mammalia; Rodentia; Cricetidae
Gene: Snapc5
Product: small nuclear RNA activating complex polypeptide 5
Exons: 4
Coding region: 45-341 (98 amino acids)
Biological process (GO): transcription by RNA polymerase II; transcription initiation at RNA polymerase III promoter
Cellular component (GO): nucleus
Source: RefSeq, a predicted model, not a curated record